Culicoides brevitarsis is the source of this 1548-nucleotide messenger RNA. Its product is annotated as sensory neuron membrane protein 1-like. Bases 1 to 1548 code for a protein of 515 amino acids. Gene Ontology annotation, cellular component: membrane; cytoplasm. The transcript has 6 exons. Lineage: Eukaryota; Metazoa; Arthropoda; Insecta; Diptera; Ceratopogonidae. Gene Ontology annotation, molecular function: scavenger receptor activity. The record is from RefSeq and is a predicted model, not a curated record.
AUGAAGUUGAACAUAAAGACAAAUAUCGAUUUCCGUUAUUCGGGAGUUGUUUCUGCCGUAAUUCUGGUUUUUGGAUUUAUGAUUUCGUUUGUUUUGGUUCCCAUGGUCAUUAAGUCGAUGGUUAAGAAGAUGACAGUUUUAACUCCUGGAAGCUUUAUGCGACGUCAUCAGCAAAAUUGUACUUAUAGAAUGAAUUUUUAUCAUUUUAACAUUACAAAUCAGGAGGAAGUGAUAAACGGCGGUAUUCCAAAGCUUGAGGAGAUUGGUCCUUAUGUUUAUGACAUCUACAAAUUGCGCCUAAAUGAAAAUGACGACGAAGAAUCCGACACAUUAACUUACGACAUGUCGUCCUUAUAUUAUUAUCGACCCGAUUUGAGUGCUCCAUCGAAUGUUUCAAUUUGUCAAGUGAGCGGUUUGAUGAUUGGAGCUUUUACAAAAGUCAUCCUUGAGACGCCCGAAUUGAUAAAUUUCGUUCAAGCUGGCAUCGAUCUCAUCCACGGGUCACCAGAUACUCCCUUUUUGUGUUUUAAUCCUUUAGAACCGAUCCAUACGGGAUAUCCCAUCAACUGUGAUCAAACAGAAUUUUCAGCAAAAGCCAUUUGCAGUGCGAUCGGAUCUCAAGAUUAUUUCCGAAAAGGCAAAGAAAAUGAAAAAUAUUUGGAAUUUGCUCAAUUAUUCAAGUUCAACAAUUCUGUGGAAGCGGUAAUGACCAUUUCAAGAGGCAAAAAGAAUCUAAAGGACGUUGGAAGAAUUGUUGAAUUAGACGGAUCGCCCAUGAUCGACGAUUAUGAGCUCGAAAAAUGUAACGUGAUCAAUGGAACAGACUCAGUUUCCUUUCCGCCGCGGCAAACGAAGGAAAAUGUUCAAUACAUGUUUUUUAAAACUAUUUGCAAGUCGUUGCCCUUUGAGUAUGUGUCGAGAAAGAGAAUUCACGGGAUUAAUACUUUGGUCAAAGAAAUGAAAUGGAAUUCGCCUCUCUUCGAUCCGGAAUGCAAUACGAACGAAUAUUUGGAAAAUAAUUUCAAAGGAGUACUUGACAUGCACGAGUGUCUUGAAGGAUUUACUUACAUGACAGGGCCUCAUAAUUUAUUGGCAGAUGCUCGUUUUUCUGAAAAUAUCGAAGGAUUGAAACCAGACCAUAAAAAACAUGCUUCUCAGAUUUAUAUGGAUCCCCUAACUGGAGUGUUGUUACGAGGUUUUAUUCGAUUUCAAUUUAAUGUUUUAGCUAAACCAAUCGAUACGUAUCCAGUUCUCAGUAAAAUUCGUGAAUUUAGAUUACCAUUGAAUUAUUUGGAGUUUACUUACGAAGCACCUAAGGCAGUUGUUCAUAAGCUUCAAGUUAUUCACACUACAAAAACCAUCGGAAACUUUAUUGGUCGAUUUACCUUUCUCAUGGGAGUCGUUGGAUGCAUGCUCUCCAUCGCUGCAGUUGCUCUCGGAAUUGGGCCUGAAACCCCAAAAAUACUAAAUGUUGUCCCAAAGAACGCCACGGCAGAUCUUGGCGAAAAAAGUACCGAAGGUUCAGCAAGCACUCGAGCUGACGAUUGA